This is a messenger RNA of Cetraspora pellucida, 243 nucleotides long. The record is from the annotation of a GenBank genome assembly. NCBI's taxonomy places the organism in Eukaryota, Fungi, Glomeromycota, Glomeromycetes, Diversisporales, Gigasporaceae.
UAUACACUCAGCAGUCAUGUAGAAGUACUUGUAGCUACUAGUUCUACGAUCUUAACUGUUGAUGUUAGAGAAUCUCAGGACCAGUUUCUUCAGCAAGGUCCUUUUACCAAGAUGGAUGUAUCUCCGAAUGGUAAACUUUUGGCUCUCUUUACUAAUGAAGGUAAACUUAUGGUUGUCUCCACCGAUUUUUCGAAGAACCUUUCAGAGUUUGCCACAAAAUCACAAGUACCACAUCAACAGCUG